Messenger RNA from Cydia strobilella, 618 nucleotides. RefSeq lists its product as uncharacterized. The record is from RefSeq and is a predicted model, not a curated record. The transcript has a single exon. NCBI's taxonomy places the organism in Eukaryota, Metazoa, Arthropoda, Insecta, Lepidoptera, Tortricidae. The coding region runs from base 1 to 618 and encodes 205 amino acids.
AUGAAAAAUGAUCCAAAUUUAAAAGAAAAUAAAGAACAUCAAACGGUAUCAACACAAUUUGAUAUGAAACACUUCAAAAUCAAUAAAUUGAAAAGUCAUCAUUUUGAGGAUGAAGAUACUGCAGCUUGCUUAGCUAACGUAGAUCCGGCGAAGAUAGAAGCAGUUAAAAAGAGUAUUAGGAACAACGACGGUAAAGAUGAAUACGUACCUGCUGAUCCUCGACGCGUUAAUGAUGAAGAUAUUAAAAUAGCCAAUUGUCUUAAGAGUGAAGCUAAAGAUAAUGAAGAAUCUAACGAAAAUUCAGAUAAAACCAAGUCAGUAAUCGAAGCAAAAGAAGAAAAGAUCAAUAAAGAAGCUACAAAUGCUACAGACAAUAAUAUAAAUUUAAAUACAGUAGAAGAAGAUACACUAAAUCAAAAACCUGCUAGAAGAGAUACAGAAUACCAAUUUGAACCGCUGGACUAUUAUGACGAUGAAACGGUAUUUGACAACACGACUUGCCCUGAUAAGGUGGAGGUUAUAGAACUACAACUGAGCGAAGUGAAGAGAUAUGACCUGGAGUGUAGUAUGAUCACGCAUUGGACAGGUCUGUCUGAUGCUGAUCAUAUGUAUCGAUAG